CCACCGUGAAUAUUUUCAUCAUAUCAUAUUCAAUAUGAGUUAUUAAUUUUCAAUGUCCGAAAAGUUCAAUCAAAAUUUUCCGGUGGAGUGAACCACACCGAAUUGUUUGAAAUUGUUUUUCUCAUUCAUAUAACCCCAAACACUCUACCUGUGGGCGAAAUUUCAUAAAAUUCUGAGACCCUCCGGCCUAUUUUGUUCGGUAAUAAAGAAAAAUCCCCCAGUGUCAUAAUUCCCACCGGGGGUUUAAUAUCUGGAAACUUCUUGAAGCAACUAUGCACCACUCAGUCAUGAUGUUCAGUUUCGCCAGGAUGGUGGUCACCUGGAAGAGUCUUCUUGUUCAUUGGAACAAUCUACGCCGAUCGGUGCAGCCCUAUCUCGACUACGACUACGACCGAUGUCUGGAUCUGAUCUUGAUUGGUGCCGCAAUCCGUCCGGUGGCCGGUGCUGAGCCUUGGAAGCGCAACUGUCUGGUUCUGUAUCGGAUGCUCGGAUUUUACCAGCUCAUUAUGGGUAUAGCAAAGGUCGGACUCAGUAUCCGAAGCGGAAACGAUACGAUGGGACUUUGCACGUCCACUGUUUUAUUAGUAGCUCAGAUAACAAUCUACGCCAAAGUAUACAUCCUUGGGCACUACCAUGAAGUCGUUCGGCAAGCAAAGAUUUUCGUCAACAGUAACUGUAGCUAUUCGCGUGAUCCCGAUUACGACGCCACCGUUCGGCGUGGUCAUGCGAGAGUGCCCGGAAAAAUUACUUUGAUCAUUUUGGGUAUCCUAUGCUGUGAUCAAGUGAUUUUGUCGAUUCCGAACUCAGCUCGGGAUUAUAUCUUUGGCAUACCGGAACAGUUUCACGUGUUGGGAGCUACGGUUGCUCGUUUGCUGCAGGAGACGUACGUUUUAAUGAUACCCAUCUUCUGGGGCUGCGGAUAUUUCAGUGGCCCACUUACGAUCAUGCCUCUGCUCAAUGAACUCAAACAUGAGCUGAUGAUUGUUGCCCGUGGUUUUGAAACGGUUGCAGCUUUGGAAUACCAGAACAACGUGCCGGGAACAUCCAGAGGACUUUCUGACAGUGUAUUGAUGUUGAAGCAUUUGAAAAAGAUGUUGGGAAUCACCGUGAAACAGCAUGUUGAAUUGUUGAGGUAGGUUGUUUCGCUGGUUUUCUUGGACUGUUGAUCGUAGUUGACAUUUUAUCUUUAAGGAUCAUACACCUGUUGCAGCCCGUCA
This is a messenger RNA of Ochlerotatus camptorhynchus, 1217 nucleotides long. RefSeq lists its product as uncharacterized. The coding region runs from base 273 to 1136 and encodes 287 amino acids. The record is from RefSeq and is a predicted model, not a curated record. Lineage: Eukaryota; Metazoa; Arthropoda; Insecta; Diptera; Culicidae. The transcript has a single exon.